Messenger RNA from Nerophis lumbriciformis (worm pipefish), 2673 nucleotides. NCBI's taxonomy places the organism in Eukaryota, Metazoa, Chordata, Actinopteri, Syngnathiformes, Syngnathidae. The record is from RefSeq and is a predicted model, not a curated record.
AUGAGCUCAUCUCGGGUAAAACCUCAGCACAGCGCCCGCUCCCCGCAUCCCUCCGAGGCGAGCGAGGGUAUCGAGAUGGAGAGCAUCCAGCGGCAGCAUCACCACGACUCGGCGGCCGGAGGUACCGUCGCGGGUACUCCGUCGUCCCCUUCCAGACAAGCCUGGAGCCGCGACAACCCGGGCUUCGAGCCCGGCGACGAGAUCAUGGCAGCGGACUGGCCUCCAGCCAGCCCCGGGAGGAGGUCGGCAUCCACGACCUCCAGCAACAGCAGCUGCAGCAGCGGUCUGGGUAGCUACAACGUCGGCGGAGGUGGUGGAGGCAGCCCACACAUCCAUGGUGGAGGUGCCUACCCGACUCCGAGUGGGGACGACGGGCAGCGGGGCAGGCGUGAGCACAGCAGCUGUAUGAAGCAAAUACUACACAAAAUUAGAAUUCUAUGGGGCACGGAACUGAUGGAGGACAACGACACCAGUCGAGAGCGCUACCUGUGGAACGUCUUGCGAGAGAUGCUCACCUACAUCGCCUUUCUCAUCACCAUUUGCGUCUUGACGUAUGGGAUGGUGAGCGCCAACAUGUAUUACUACACCAAAGUCAUGUCGCAGCUUUUCUUGGACACGCCGCUUUCCCAUGGAGAUCCCACCACGUUUCGGAGCAUUUCAACCAUGGAUGACUUCUGGAAGUUCACCGAAGGCCCGUUUCUUAACGGUAUGUACUGGGAAGUGUGGUACAACAACAAGAGCCUUCCAGAAAACCACAGUCUCAUCUUCUACGAGAACCUCCUUCUCGGGGUGCCACGGCUCCGGCAGGUCAAGGUCCGCAACGCUUCGUGCAGCGUCCACGAGGACCUGCGCGACCAAGUGCGCGACUGCUACGACGUCUACACGCGCACCAACGAGGACACCGCCCCCUUUGGGCCCGGUAACGGGACCGCCUGGACGUACGCAGUGGAGGCCAGCGGCACCGGGAGCACUCGCUGGGGACGUGUUUCCAAAUAUGGCGGUGGGGGAUACUACCGAGAUCUGUCCCGGACCAGGGAGGAGUCUGCGGUCCGGUUGCGCUUCCUGAAAGACAACCUGUGGCUCGACAGGGGCACCAGGGCCGUUUUCUUGGACUUCGCCGUCUACAAUGCGAACAUCAACCUUUUCUGCAUUGUCAGGAUGUUGGUGGAGUUCCCAGCGACGGGCGGAGCGGUGACAUCAUGGCACUUCCAGACUGUGCGUCUUAUCCGAUACGUGUCCAGCUGGGACUACUUUGUCGGACUGUGCGAGGUCAUGUUCUGCCUCUUCAUCCUCUACUACGUGGUGGAGGAAGCGCUGGAGAUCCGAAUUCACCGACUGCAUUACUUCCGGAAUCUCUGGAACUGUCUGGACGUCCUCAUUGUCACUCUGAGCGUGGUGGCCAUCAUCAUGAACAUAACAAGAACGGCCAUGGUGAGCAGCUUGCUGAAGACCCUCUUGGAGAACUACACCACCCACCCCAACUUUGAGCCACUGGCUAACCUGCAGCUUCAGUUCAAUAAUGUGGUGGCGGUCAUUGUAUUCUUCUCCUGGAUUAAGCUCUUCAAGUUCAUCAACUUCAACAAAACCAUGAGUCAGCUGACGGGCACCAUGUCGCGCUGCGCCAAAGAUCUCCUGGGCUUCGCCAUCAUGUUCUUCAUCAUCUUCCUGGCGUACGCGCAGCUGGCCUACUUGCUCUUCGGAACGCAAGUCCACCAUUUCAGCAGCUUCCAAGCUAGCAUUUUAACUCAAUUCCGUAUCAUCCUGGGAGACUUUGAGUUCUCCGAAAUCGAGGAGGCCAAUCCGGUGUUGGGUCCCGUCUACUUCAGCACCUUUGUCUUUUUCAUCUUCUUCAUCCUCAUGAACAUGUUCCUGGCAAUCAUCAACGACACGUACUCGGAGGUAAAGGCAGACAUGUCGCAGCACAGGUCCGACAUGGAGAUGAGCGAUCUCAUCAAGAAGGGUUGUAACAAAGCUCUGAUGAAACUGAGGCUGAAGAAGACGGCGGUGGACGAUAUCUCGGACAGUCUGCGGCAGGCCGGGGGGAAGCUCAACUUGGGGGAAUUGCGGCAGCAUUUGAAGAGGAAGGGCCAUACAGACGCCGAAAUCCAGGCCAUCUUCGCCAAAUACGAACACGACGGCGACCAGGAGCUGACUGAACACGACCACCAGCAGAUGAGAGACGACCUGGAGAAAGAACGUGAGGACUUGGAUCUUGAGCGUGCAUCUUUUACGCGUGCAUCCGUCGGUCGCGGCAUCCCUCGCGUCCAGGACGACUCGGAGGAAGACGACGACGAGGACAGCGGGCACAGCUCCCGCCGCCGCGGCAGCAGCUCGGGCGGCGUUUCCUACGAGGAGUUCCAAGUCCUGGUGAGACGCGUGGAUCGAAUGGAGCACUCGGUCGGCAGCAUCGUGUCCAAAAUCGACGCCGUCAUUGUCAAGCUGGAGACCGUGGAGAGGGUCAACGUCAAGAGGAGGGACGUGCUGGGACGCCUCUUCGAGGGCGCCGCGGAGGAGGAGCGAAACGUAGACGCGCACAGCGAACAAGAGCGACUGGUCAGAGAGGAACUGGAGCGCUGGGAGUCGGAUGACGUCUCCUCGCAUACGCCGCGACCUCGUGCCCGACCUCCUUCCUCGCUGUCGCUGGACGGCGUGGACGCUAACGCUGACGUGUAA